GGCCUGGGCAACAUUUCCAUGCUGGCAGUGCCAGGAGACGCAGGCGAGUGCGCGGACACCCCGUCCUGCCCCAGCCCCACUGCCAGCCAUGGCUGGGCACACAGCACCACGCUGUGAGGACACGGAUUCCUGUCAGCAUCAGCUUAUUUAUAGUUUUUUAAAGAUGUUUUUGGUCUGGGACUUGUUCAAGGCCUGUUUUAGCUUCCCAGGGUUCCACUUAUCCCAAGCACAAUCGUGCCAGCCCAGCUGAUGCUUCCUGCCAGGCUGGUCACCUGCUGUGUUGGGCUGCAGCUUCCACACCUUUUUGCUCAUCUAGGAAAUAAAGUUCUGGAUAAAAUGACAUACAACGCACUGUAAAUCCCUAGAUGUGGAGUUUUAUGUUGGUGUGUGUGAGGGUAGGAUCCUGGGGAUGCACUGAGCAGGUCAGAGGAAAUAGGAGACAGCAGAAAAUUGGGAAAAACACCUCUUUUAGCUUAAAUUCUCCAUGGAUUGAUGGGUCCUGCCGUCUGAUGAGUGGCUUGAUGUUGAUUUAGGUUUUUAGGUCCUGCUUGGAUCAUCACUCAUGGGGCUCUGGGUGGUGUGGCUGUGUCAGACCUUUCAUUUGAGUUUCCAGGUGCCUCAGUUUCCCCAGCAGAUGAAUAAAUGGCCCCUUCCCUCACUGCUGGUGUGGCAGACUGGGAGUGUCACCUUCUGCAGGUGUUGCAGGGCUGGGGUGACCUAGGACAGGUCCCUUAGGCUGCGAUGGCUCCGUGCUGGGUGCGGCACAGCAGGGUCCCAGCUGUCCUGCGCAGCUCAGGGGUUCAGAGGGAUGAGUCUGGGGGCUUUGGGAGCGUGGCUGGAAGGGGUGCCUCAGCCCUUCACUCCUCACUGGGAAGAGAGAAGUGACUUGAGGAGAGAGGGGAGCUGGGUAGAGCGAAGCUGCUCGUCCCUGCCUAGUGUGACCUGUGGGCUUGGUGUCCUUGUGCUCCUGGCAUCCCAAUGCUCCCAGUGUCCCUUUGGUGCCUGUGCUCCAGCAUCCCGGGCACAGGGACCCCCAAUGAUGCCUGCUCACCUUUUUCUCCUCCCAUUGUGCAGGAAUUGUGGCUGUGCCGGAGACGAUGACUGCAGGGAGCGCCGAAUCCAACGGGCCCAUGCGGGAAGCGGAGCCCAGAGGGCCCAAGGUGCCGGUGCCCCCCGUGCCCCCGCGGCGCCGGGGCCGCCUGCGGCGCCAGCCCCCGACAGAACCCCCGCUGAAGGGGCAGCUCCGCAUGCGCUCACCCGCGGGUGCCUUCGUCAUGGUGGGCAUCUCUGUGGUCCUGGUGGGCAUGACCAUUGCCGUGGUGGGCUACUGGCCUCACCGGGGACACGGGGGCACCGAGGCCAGCGUGGGGAACACCAGUGUGGUGGGGGACAUGAGGAGGGAGGUGGUGGCUGGGCGCCACGUGCCCCACAGUGAGAAGCUGAAGCUGAUCGGCCCUGUCAUCAUGGGAAUCGGGCUCUUCAUCUUCAUCUGCGCCAACACGAUGCUGUACGAGAACAGGGACAUGGAGACCCGGCAGCUGAUGCAGAAGGGGCUCUACAGCCUGGCAGUGGGGCUGCCUGGGGGGACCAGCCCCGAGGAUGGGCACUGCCUGCACAGGGACAGCCAGCCCUUCCCCAAGGCCAACACUGAGUGCGUGGAGGGCUGUUACCAGGUGGACCUGUCCUGUCAGCCCUGCCCCAGCCCUGGCAGCAAGUGGUCUGACUGCUACGGCCCCAACCGGCUCCAGGCCAUGGCCGAGUUCCUGCAGCACCCGGCAGCUUCACCCGCGGCCUCUCUCCGCAGCCUCCGCUCCACCGAGGCCAACCUGAGCCUCCCGCGCGGCGCCGGAGCCGAGUCCCUCCUGUCCUCGGCCGUGGGGGCCCUGACGCUGCCCAUCAUCAAACUCAACAACUGCCUCCUGGACGGGGCAGCGCGGGGGGCUGGCGGGAGGGUACAGAGGGGCCCUGCUGAGCGUCCUCCCAAAACAUCACAGCUCUCCAUCGGUGACAGCACCGCACCCUGCGGCCACGACGCUGAUGGUGGCGGUGGCCACGUUGUCAUCAGCAUGGGUGACAGCUGUCCUGGCAUGGAGCCGCUGGUGGAGCUGAGCCCCGAUGUGCACCUCCACACCCCGGGACACUCCAAAUCCCUGGACCUUGGCCGGCCGGGGGUGCUGCUGGUGGCCCCCAUCAAGGACCGCAAGAACCGGAGCUGGCCCCGGCUGGACCACGUCAGCCUCGUGGGCUACGCCAAACUGGAGAGCACUGGCGAGUCCUCGGACCAGCUGCUGGAGCCCAGCGAGUGCCCAGGCCAGGGCCAGCCCCUGCCCAGCUCCUGGGUGGUGGGCAUGGAGCAGGGCACACGGGUCUGAUGUCCCCAGCACCUUUGGGGACUGUAACAUCCCAGUCCCUCAUCCUGGCCCGCGGUACCCACCACAUGCAAGAGGGGUUUUGGGGGUGGCAUUUUUACGCCAAUGCCAAGAGGAAGGUCCUGACCCUCUGCUCCUGAGUGAGGACUCGCCUAGGUGGGAUGUCCUUCCGGAUGGAUGCCCUUGGCCUUACAAGACCUUUUCCUGGUGGCUUUUCUAGAGGAGUCCUCACUUUGAGAUCCCACACAAAUUGUGGGAUAGGGACAUGGGGGCGGGUGAAGCCCCACCAGCCCCCACAGCACUUUAUCUCAGUAGGUUUGGGGUGGGGAGAUGCUUUGGGGGGUGAUGUCCCCUUGUCCAGCCUCAAUCCACCAGAAAAUUUGCUUGGCCAGAGCACGUAGGCCCAACAGGGCUAUUAAAUAUUAUCUGGAUGCCA
Messenger RNA from Zonotrichia albicollis (white-throated sparrow), 2805 nucleotides. The record is from RefSeq and is a predicted model, not a curated record. NCBI's taxonomy places the organism in Eukaryota, Metazoa, Chordata, Aves, Passeriformes, Passerellidae.